UCUUUGCUUGGUAUUUGGCAAAGAAAAAAGGUGGAAACAUUUUCCCUGUUAUUUCCCCUAUAACUCUCAUACUCUCAUCGCUUUGCUUCUUUGGCUUUUCCUUUCAUCUUUUACUUUUCUCUCCUUUUUUUUCUACAUCAUCUUUCUCUUCAUCCUACAAAUCAAUCCCUCAGCUGUGAGUUUAAGAGAAAACUUGAACUGGCUGCUCAAAUAAUUAUCUUUGGCUUCUAGAUGAUCAUAUACUGAAGACCUGUUUGACUUCUCAUUACCAUCAGUUUCACCUUCAUCAUCGCCAUUAUCAUCAUCAUCUUCAUCAACCUCAUCAAUAUCGCCAUCACCAGAAACACUAUCAACGUUAACACUACAAUAUUUGAUGUCAAUUGUUCUCAUCAAGACUGUCUUGCCCUGUGAUUUUUUCCCUUGAUUUUCCAUCAACUUGUUCAAUCUUCACUCAUACUUCUUCGUCAUUUCAAGUCUUGUCAUCAUUCUAUUGUUUGCAUGGACAAUGUGGCAAUAACCAAUAUCUUCCCUCUCUCUCUCUCUUUGGUCCAAUGGAUACUGUUUGGUUUUUGGAUUAACCUUUAAUCUUUGGUGCCACGGAUAAACAAAACAAUCCGAAUACUGUCUUCGUGGUCUGAUCCCCUAUCAGUUUAAGCAAACACUUGACAAAAUAUUCAAAUUUGUCAAAAUAACUUAAACUAAACCUUCCAACAUCAGUUAAAUUUCACUUUGUUUUUGUGUUUAACCUUUACUGUUUUUAUUUUUCUUGUUAUUUUUGCUUCUUUCACCUUUAAUUUAUUGCUGUUUUAUUUGUUUUAACAAUCUCAAAAAUUAUUUUCCAACUAAAUGUUAUCUUUUCCAAGUAUAAUAAGCUAACUCUCCGUGUUCUCGACUUGUCUCGACAAUUCAUCUUGAUCUUUGAUAGCUUCCAGCUUAUAUUCAUAUGACCAUGGUAAUCAAUGGUGAGGCCGAGAGUGUUGGUCCUUCUUUAAUGCCUCAACCAAGAAAAAACUGGACCUCAUUUGAUAAAGAUGAAGGAAUCAAUCAAAGCUCCGUUGAAACUGAUUCAAGUGAUCAAACAGUUGCUACUCUUGAGCCAUCGCAAACCUUACAGAUUAACCGGGAAAAAGAUUCACCGAGUCGCAUCAUUGGAGAGAAAGGAUCAUUCAGUGAAUCUAAGUUAUCUCUAUCCCCAUCAUCCUCAUCAAUAACAACGACAUCCAAUCGAGUCAACAAUAACCUUAAACAAAUAGCUUUGAAUAUUGAAGAUUUACCAAGCAAUAAGUAUUCAAACUCCUCAUCAAUACCUGAUCUGCCUUCAACAUCUUCCCCAUCAGCUGACAACGUAAAUAGCAAUACAAAUGAGAGCCAAUUGUCCUCUGAAAUGCAGACGAUCCCGUUAAAACAAAUGAGCCGAUCUCCAUCUAAGUCUUUCAAUAAUGGUGAUGUAAUUGUAAGUUUGAUGCCAUUGAAUAAUCACUGUGCAUGGUUGACUCCGGCCACAUUUAAACCUGAAUUGGUUCCUGAGGAAUUAAUGGAAAGCUCAUUACAGCUAACCGUUGAAGAUUAUGUCGGAGCAAUGCAGACUUUGGUCAAUGAUUAUCGUUUCAAUCUUUACAUUAUUUUUUACAAGCGAGUUAUGGUUGUCUGGGUUGUCCUAGGAUUCAUCAUUUUACUGUCGCUCCUUUUUUCCGGUGCAAGAGGCUUACCUUUAUUUGCAGGAGGAAUCGUUUGGCUCAUUGUUAAUGCUUUUGGCGUCUUCUUUUCCAUGUGGAUAAAAUGCAAGUUGAUGCGUAUGCUGGAACGAUGUAUUGCUCGAGUUAAUGAAAUUUUUUACAAAAAUAAUAUUUUAUUGGGUGUCGAUGAUAAAGGCAAAAUUUCCUGUCAUAAGAUUAACCUUGUUUUUGUCUUUUUUGAUAGUACCUAUUGUAUUAAAUAUCUUAACGAUUUGAUUGCAAAUGAAGAAAGAUCUCGGGAAACAUCUAAUCAAAUUACAAUGCCAAAUCUCAAUCAUUUGAGAAGUGAUAUUGAUGCCACUGAUAUUAUUGUUACUGGCAGUACACCAACAAAAUAUUCACAACGAGAGAAAUUUGGUGAAAAAUUACUUUUAAGAUACAGUCAAAGAUGGAUUCGUGAUCAUAAUCGGUCAAGAGCAACAUUAACCGUCCCCUUGUAUCCUGAUGGGACUGAUUUUACACCAAUAAGCCCAAGACAUUGUGCUACUUCAAGGUGUCCAUGUCAAUAUAUUGAGGAACAUUUGAAAUUCAAACCUUUAACAAAGUGCAGUUUGAAAGAGCUUUUUUGUUAAAACAUAAGCUUUUUUCUACAAUAAUAUACAUUAGUUUAUUAUUCAUUUUCGUCUCACAUUGAUAGCAAUAAGUAUCGUUUUAAUGUUUAAAAUUAAUAUUAACAUUUUUCCAAAUAGUCAAUUUAUAUACAAUCACUCAUCAUCAGGCCAACAAGAUUAACGUUUAAUUGCUCAAAAGUUGCGCACCAAAGAGGAAUAUGGCUUAUUUAAUUAUACAAAGCAACAUUGACGAAACCUCUAAGAUGUAAUAAUAAAACCUAAAUUUGAGGAUGAGUGUUAACUCAUGUGUUAAUAAAACUGUCUAUUAUUAAUAGAUCAAUCAUUUAGAUUAUUAA
Tetranychus urticae (two-spotted spider mite) is the source of this 2643-nucleotide messenger RNA. RefSeq lists its product as uncharacterized. The record is from RefSeq and is a predicted model, not a curated record. Lineage: Eukaryota; Metazoa; Arthropoda; Arachnida; Trombidiformes; Tetranychidae.